Aspergillus niger is the source of this 1089-nucleotide messenger RNA. RefSeq lists its product as uncharacterized. The transcript is spliced from 2 exons. The coding region runs from base 1 to 1089 and encodes 362 amino acids. Lineage: Eukaryota; Fungi; Ascomycota; Eurotiomycetes; Eurotiales; Aspergillaceae. The record is from RefSeq and is a predicted model, not a curated record.
AUGGCGCUAGACAUUCCCAGUGGUACUCCUGAUUGCGGAGAAGGAAUCAUGAUCACAUUCAUCGUCCUAAUCGUCCUCACAACGCUAUUCACGGCGCUUCGGGUCAUCAGUAAAUUUAUUACCCAGCAAGACUGGUGGUGGGAUGACUUCUUCGCGAUCCUCGCAUUGCCGAUGGAAUUAGCCGUCCUUUCCCUUCUGACGGCGUGGAGACAAAUUGGCAUGGGUUAUCAUAGUGAGGUAGUAGCUGCGAUCAACCCAGAAUACCUCAUGGCCGGCGCCCGCUAUCUCUACGUGGCAUACUUUUUCUUCGACGGCUCAGUCAGUGUGCCCAAGCUCUCAGCCGUGUUCUUUUACGCCCGCGUGUUUCGAUCUAACAACCGUUCCUUCCGCACACACCUUUGGAUCGCGGGUGGACUGACAUCUGCAUGGCUAUUAGCGGCCUGGAUAUCCACCAUACUUGAAUGCCGUCCCAUUGCAAAGGCUUGGAACACUGCAUUACCGGGAACAUGUAUCGCCCAAUUCCAAUGGUAUUUGUCAACGGCCAUUCUCUCAUGCAUGAUUGACUUCUACAUCUUGUUCCUUCCGGUUCCAAUGAUUUGGGGCUUGCAGGCUAGUGUAAAGCGCCGCAUAUACCUCCUUGUUUCCUUCAUGAUGGCCUACUCGGUCGUUGUGUUGUCGCUUGGCCGUCUCGUCGCCGUGGUUCAGCUCACCCCCGUUAUGAACCAGGAUCUUACAUGGAACUUUGUGCCAUAUGCUUACUGGACUGUUCUUGAGGGUUCGAUUUCUGUCAUUUCGAUCAGUGUUCCCAGCUGCAUAGCACUGGUCAAAGCCCUGCGGGAUCGUCCCCGGUCGACAGUUGGCUCGGGCAGCAAGGGAGUGUGUGCGAAACCAAUCAACUAUAUGAGCUUACAUCCUGGUGCACGAAAGAUAGUCAACUUGUGGCAGAAGGGACAUGCAAGCAGCGACAGUACUGAUAAGCUCAUUUCGGAUACCCAUGUCAGCCCGGGUGAGUACGGCCAUCGUCGGGAUACGUAUACUCCACUUAUGGUUCACGUUGAAACGGAUAUUGACGUCAGCUGGCUUUUAUAA